CAUGUGUAUGUGACCGGGCACAUUUUUGUGUUCAUUUAAUAAAAAUCUCAGUCACCUUUCUCUGCUGCACUUUUCACUGCACCAGCUGUUACUGAAAAAAGUUAUCGGUGAUUAAAAAAUCGUUUUCUAAUUUAAAAAAUUAUUGCAUCAGUUUACUGAAACAUCGCAGGUUAUCAAAAUGGGCGAAUCAAUGACUGCGAAGCAAAUCCGUCAAGCUUACAUUGACUUCUUCAAGGAAAAAGGCCACCAGUAUGUCCAUUCUAGCUCCACAAUCCCCCACGAUGAUCCAACUCUGCUGUUUGCCAACGCUGGGAUGAACCAGUUCAAACCCAUUUUCCUGGGCACUGUGGACCCCAACAGCGACAUGGCUAAAUGGGUGCGAGUCGUAAACUCCCAGAAGUGCAUCAGAGCUGGUGGGAAACACAACGACCUCGACGACGUGGGUAAAGACGUCUACCAUCACACGUUUUUCGAGAUGAUGGGCAACUGGUCAUUCGGAGACUACUUCAAGAAGGAAAUAUGCACGUGGGCUUGGGAGUUUCUGACCCAAGUGAUGAAGUUGCCAGCAGAUCGGCUGUACGUUACUUACUUUGGUGGAGACGAGAAGGCCAAUCUCGCUGCCGAUGAAGAGUGCAAGCAGCUGUGGUUAUCUGUUGGAGUCCCACCCUCGCACAUCUUGCCGGGAAGCAUGAAAGACAACUUUUGGGAGAUGGGAGAGACUGGACCCUGUGGUCCAUGCAGCGAAUUGCACUUUGAUCGGAUCGGCGGCAGAGAAGCUGCUCACCUGGUCAACAUGGAUGACCCAGAUGUUCUAGAAAUAUGGAAUCUUGUAUUCAUCCAAUACAACCGUGAGUCUGAUGGCAGUCUACGUAAUUUACCGAAAAAACACAUUGAUUGCGGUCUGGGUUUAGAACGAUUGGUAUCUGUUAUUCAGAACAAACGUGCCAAUUAUGAUACAGAUCUAUUUGUGCCGCUGUUUGAUGCUAUUCAAAGUGGGACAGGAGCAAGACCUUACACGGGAAAAGUAGGUGAUGAAGAUAAAGAUGGCAUAGAUAUGGCUUACCGUGUGUUGGCUGAUCACGCACGUACCAUUACUGUUGCCUUAGCUGACGGUGGAAUGCCAGAUAAUACCGGAAGAGGAUAUGUAUUGAGAAGAAUUUUACGUCGCGCUGUUCGUUAUGCGACUGAAAAACUAAACGCCAAGCCUGGAUUCUUUGGCUCUCUAGUUAAUGUUGUUGUCAAUCUUCUCGGUGAUACUUUCCCAGAAUUGAAAAAAGAUUCCCAGUCUAUUAUUGACAUCAUCAAUGAAGAAGAAACUCAGUUUUUGAAGACGCUGUCUCGUGGACGUAAUCUACUUGAUCGUACUAUUGCUAAAUUGGAAAACGCUAAAGUGGUACCUGGAGAUGUUGCCUGGCGUCUUUAUGACACUUACGGAUUUCCUGUUGAUCUCACGCAGUUGAUGACCGAAGAAAAAGGCAUGUGCGUAGAUAUGGCUGGCUAUGAAGAAGCUAAAAAAGCAGCCCAGCUUGCGUCACAGAGCAAAGCUGGUGGUGUCGAUGAUCAGAUAAAUCUUGACGUUCAUGCGAUCACAGAAUUGCAAAAAAUGAAUAUCCCCCCAACUGAUGAUUCGUACAAAUACAAUUACAGUUCUACAGAUGAAAUAGAUGCGGAAUAUAAAUUUGAACCGUGUGUGGGAACAGUGAUCGCUAUGAGACGCGCUAAAAAAUUUGUGGACGAAGCAUUACCUGGAGAAGAAGUUGGAAUUUUAUUGGACAAAACUUGUUUCUAUGCUGAACAAGGUGGUCAAAUUUACGACGAAGGAUUUUUGGUAAAAGAAUCUGGUAAUGAUGAUGACAGUGCCGAGGUUCGUGUUACAAACGUUCAAGUCCGAGGUGGAUACGUUCUUCACAUCGGUACAGUUGGUACUGGAGUUCUGAAGAAAGGUGAUAAAUUAAAUCUAAAAAUCGACACCGCUCGAAGACGUCUCAUAAUGAGUAAUCAUUCAGCAACUCAUGCACUAAACUUUGCAUUGAGAAAAGUCCUUGGCACUGAGGCAGAUCAAAAGGGAUCACUUGUCGCUCCCGAUCGUCUGAGAUUUGAUUUCACAAAUAAAGGCGCUAUGUCAACCAACGAUAUCAAACAAGUUGAAGAAUUUACUAUGGAGUUGGUAGAAGACAAUAGAAAAAUUUUUGCCAGAGAAAGUAAACUGGGAUUGGCUAAGACCAUACAAGGAUUGCGAGCAAUGUUUGAGGAGACUUAUCCUGAUCCCGUGAGAAUAGUCAGUAUGGGGGUGCCAAUUGAUGAGCUUGAAAAAAAUCCUCUUGGUCCGAGUGCGAUGGUUACAAGUGUAGAGUUUUGCGGGGGUACGCAUCUGCACUACACUGGUCAUAUUAAAAACUUUGUUAUUGCUUCUGAAGAAGCCAUUGCCAAAGGAAUCCGUAGGAUUGUCGGACUUACUGGUCCAGAAGCUGCUAAAGCUCUCAACAAAGCCGAAAUCUUGCAAAAUCGGCUCAAUACUAUCGAGAAAAAUAUGGCCGAUGAUAAAGAAUUCAAGUACACUAAAGAACACACGAAGAAUAUCCUAGAGUUGCUGAAUGAUGUGUCGCAAGCAACGAUAGCGGCUUGGAAAAAGGACACUCUGAGAAACACGCUGAAUGGGAUGAAGAAAACGCUUGAUGACAGAGAGCGCCAAGCUAAAGCAGCGGUGGCUACAAGUGUUUUGGAGAAGGCAACGUUGAUUAUUGAAGACAAAAUAGGCACUCCAGUGUUGGUUGAAGAAUUCCAGGCUUACAAUAAUACCAAAGCACUUGACGCUGCUUUGAAAAAGGUGAGGACACUGUCACCUGGUACCAGUGCGCUAUUUUUCACAAUUGACGAAGACACCAAGAAGAUUUUCGCCCUCGCUUCGGUCCCCAAAGACGCUGUCCAAAAAGGUCUGACUGCCAACGAAUGGAUACAGGCUAUUGUUCCACUGAUGGGAGGAAAAGGCGGCGGCAAGGCUGAAGCUGCUCAAGCUUCUGGUCCCAACUUCUCAUGUCUGAAAGAAGCCAUCAAGCUCGCAAAGGAGUUUGCUUCUUCAAAGCUUGGUAACUAAUAAUACUCUAGAAAUUAUAAAAUUUUUCUAUACUCUAGAAAAAAAUUAGACUGCGAAUUAAAAUUUUCACAAGCUUAUGGUUAAAAAAAAAAAAUUAAAAAAUUUGUUAAUUUUUUUUACAAUAUAUUUAUAAUAAAAAAUACA
Microplitis mediator is the source of this 3238-nucleotide messenger RNA. It is a transcript of the gene AlaRS, whose product is annotated as alanine--tRNA ligase, cytoplasmic. Gene Ontology annotation, biological process: alanyl-tRNA aminoacylation; tRNA modification. NCBI's taxonomy places the organism in Eukaryota, Metazoa, Arthropoda, Insecta, Hymenoptera, Braconidae. The record is from RefSeq and is a predicted model, not a curated record. Gene Ontology annotation, molecular function: ATP binding; aminoacyl-tRNA deacylase activity; amino acid binding. The transcript is spliced from 3 exons. Gene Ontology annotation, cellular component: mitochondrion; cytoplasm. The coding region runs from base 179 to 3094 and encodes 971 amino acids.